Molecule: messenger RNA, 1266 nt
Organism: Stomoxys calcitrans (stable fly)
Lineage: Eukaryota; Metazoa; Arthropoda; Insecta; Diptera; Muscidae
Gene: Spt3
Product: transcription initiation protein SPT3 homolog
Exons: 1
Coding region: 88-1053 (321 amino acids)
Biological process (GO): transcription by RNA polymerase II
Molecular function (GO): transcription coactivator activity; protein heterodimerization activity
Source: RefSeq, a predicted model, not a curated record
AACAUUGCAAAACCAAUCGCAUUCUAGAUUAAAAAAAUUUUAAAAAUAUUGUUUUUUUAACAAAAAUAAACCAAUAGACUUGCAAAAAUGAACAGCAAUCUCAAUAGCAAUGCAACAAACAUCGGCAGCUUAUCCCAAACCACCAUAGGCGGGGCAAGUGCUGGAGGUGGCAGCACGCCAACUCUGGAGGACAAUGUAUCCUUACUUUCGGAAAUCUCGGAUAUUAUGCGAAGUUUUGGCGAUAGCGACCAGCCGCGUAUGGAAAGUGUUAAACUGGUGGAGCAUAUACUACAACAACAAUUGCGCGGAAUGUUCAAUGAGGCUUCUUUGGUGGCCAUGAAACGCAAAAAUAAUCCCUGCCCCUCACAAGCAGACUUUGAGUUUCUCAUGCGUAAUCAUCCCGUUAAGAUUGCUCGCAUGCGUAAACAUCUGAAGGAUAUGCGUAUUCUAAAGAAAUUCCUUAGUAUACGCACUGGAAGGCCACAAGAUUUUAUGGAAGACUUAGAUCAACAAGAUUCCGAUGAAGAAUUGGGCAUUGAUGUGCCCGAAAUGUAUGAUGAGGAUAGAACGCGCCGUCUAUUUCGGGCAGAUCGUAUAUCGCAAAUUUUAAGCGGGCAACAAUAUUUGGAAUUCAAUGAGGCACGCAAAACCUCGUUCUAUUGUCGCCAUGGUGAAAAGAUUAAAAACAAGUUUAGACGUUUUCUGGAUUUGCCCGCAGAUUUAAGGAUACCCACUACCACAAUGAAUAUAUUGGCCUAUUUUGCUCAUGAAACCAUAGCCGUAAUUGUGGACUAUGCCAUUUUGACAAGAUUGAAUUCAUCGAAUCGCAUAACUGAGCCCUUUAGUCGGGUCACAUCUACAGGGGCUUCGCCCGCAAUGAUGCACAUAUGCCCUGAGGUAACCCAGGGCAGGGGCAUGGAAGUGGUUAAGCCCAUUAGUGUACAGGAGAUACAUGAGGGUAUACGGCGUUUCAGGCAAAUGACCAGCAAGAAAGUGGGCUUCUAUAGAAGUUCAUGUGACACAGAUUUCAGGAGAUCCUUUUUGGCAUUGUAAAAUCAGCAAAGAAAUUCCGACAACAACAAGGCCAUGGUAAUGAAAGUGUUGCUGCUCUAGAUUCUGGCUCUACGAUUUAAUGGCAAACCUUUGGUUUCUAUCAAAAUAUGCUUGUAAGUUUACGAUUUUUUUUUAUAUUUAAUUUUUCCAACAAUACGCCCUACUUUUAAUGCCUAGUUUAGCAUUAUAAAAUAGAUAAAAAACCUUUUUUUA